AUGAUAACCACCAAGAGGUGCUGGCGCAUCACCGCUGCAGCAGCGGUGCGCCGCCACCGCUUCGCAAGUAGCAGCGCGGCGCACGCCCGACCACCAGAGGACGACGACCCGGAGCCCUUCGGCCAGGCGUAUGGCGCUGGACCGUCGCGCCUGCCGUAUACGCCGCCGCCUUCGGCCUCAACGACGCCCUCAUCUCGCACGACGCGCGACUCGGCCCGCCGUAUCCGACUGGCACUGGACGACGUACCGAGGACGCAGCUCGGAAUGCCCCAUCAGCUCCUCAACGCGCUUGGCAUCUCGAAGAGCGCCGACGCGCUUUCCCGCCUCGAGCAGCAUGUCAUUCUCCACCACUUUAUCCGGCGGCGACGCGGCGUGCUAGCCAUGGAGCUCAUGAUGCUCUGGGUCCAGCUCUACCAGCUCGAGGCGGCAGACCACCCAUCGAGACCACCUCAGUUCUCCCUCGUCACGCUCUCGAUCUUGCCAACAAGAGUAUCCGGCAAACCGCACCCAGAGUUCCCGGUAGUCGACAUCCCCAGGAGUGAGAAGCUCCCUCAGCCAACGUUCGAGGAGCAGCAGCCCGACCGGGUAUCAAACCACUUGCGAGUAAUGCUCGCUCUCAUCGACCGGCUCCAGGCCGUCGGCCACCCACGCCCAAUGCAGCUCUACUCGCUCGCGAUUGAACAGGCUCUACGGGAGAGACGAUUCGACAUGGCAGCGAAGACAUACGCGCUGCUUGUCGAAGCUUGGGUCAUGGAGGGACGUAUUGCGGAGGGAGGCCGCGCCGAGGAUUUCCAUCAAGGCGGCGCGCCAUCCCGAGCCCUGACAACGACAAAAAGCUCAGCGCUGCAUAAAAUGUGGUUCAGCGGAGUGCGCACCUGGCGUUUGCCAGGUGAGGCGUUGUCGCUCCAUGACCGACUGGAUCUGUGGCAUCCCAAGAGCCACGCGGCGGGGGAACGCCUCCGUGGGUUCCCGAUGCCGCUGCCGACCUCGCCGCCGUCGCUGGUGCCCCACCCUCACCGGCUGCUUAUCGAGGAGAUUCUCAACUCGCUCAUGCUCGACCCGCAUACCGCAUCGCCUGCCGAGUUUGCCGCGUCUAUGCGCGCGCUUGCAACGCUUGCCAACACCAUCCUGUCCCGCACUCUCCCCAUUCCGGCUAUCCCUCUGCUUCUGUCGAGCUUCAGCAAGUCGCACACCCACCCCGCCGUGUACCCCGAUUCGAUUUCUGAAGAGCCAGCGAGCAAUGCGUGGGCGUACACCGCGCACACGCAGGUUCACGUCGCCUUGGUGUCGCUCAUCUUCUCUCCACCAAACUUUGCCCGAGCAGCUGAGCUCGAGCGUGAAUCUGGCGUCGCUGUCCACCAGCGCCAGAUGAACGGCCCUGGCCGGUACAUGCUCCCCGACCUUGGGCUGAAGUCAUGUGUCGUACUCCUCACGUACGCCGUACACACUCUCAAGCAGCCGCGUUUAAUCACGCGCCUGGUGUCGUAUGUCCACGACCGCUGGGACUUUAUGAGGACAACAGUCACCAACAUGGGAUUCCGUGGAGCGACACUGGCUCAGGACAAUGAGACAGCCCAGAAGUACGACGACGUGUUGUUCAAGGGCACGCUUUUGGACCGCCACGGCGACUCCAACGUCGAUACUAGUAAAUGGGACAAGGCCGUGCCAGUGGCGGUCGGGCCGACAGCCAUCGCGACGGUGUCAGCGCCAAGCGGCCAGCCCAUCAAGGUCACACCCGACGCCCAUUCGCUGGCCGCUUUGCUGUCGCACCUCGCCGCUACUUCGCAAGGAGAGCGGCUCAAGAGGGCCGUCUAUGCUGUCAUUCCGUUCCUCCGCGUCGGUCGCGAGACGACUGCUCAUCAGAUUGCGAUCCUUGAGCGCGACACAGGUGUUGUCCUCGGUGAACGUGGUCGUCCGAUCCCGCCUGAGCUCGCCGGCCACGUAUGGGCCGCCAUGAUCAACGCUCUCGCCAAGUCGGGUCAGUUCAACCUCGCGCAGCGCAUCUUCUUUGUUGCUCUCCGCAACGAGUACAAGCAGGUCUGCCGACACAAGCUGGAGAACGAGGAGAUGCCCGACUCGCUCCGGCUCCCGAUCCACAUCUUCACGACCAUGAUGGAUGUGUACGGCAGCGAAGGCAACUCGAAGCCCGACAUGAGCAUCGGUCAGUACCCUCUCCGCAUCAAGGUCGAUCCCAAGUUCCACUUGUACCCGCGCCAGAUUGCUGCGCAAGCAAUGGUGUGGCAGCUAUACACGGACGUGCGGAAGCGUUUUGCCGAGUUGGACAGCGACGCGCCACACCUCCAGCUCGACGCCCGGUUCUUCAACUCUGUGAUCAAGGCCACUGCCCCCCGCUUCCAUUUGGAUAGCGACACGGCUCUGGACGACGACACGGCCGCCGAGCUCGACGAGAUUCUGCGCGACAUUGUCGACGCCGGUCUGGAGUGUCCUCCUGGUCUCCUGUCCAAGCUCGAAACUGGCACGAGCGUAGGCAAGAAGUAUCUUCCCAUCGAGAGGACAAAGGGCCUGCAGACCAAGCGCACUGUGCCGAGGCGUGUCUACAUCCCGUCGCGCCGAGCCCUCGAGAGCGAGGAGAGGGCCCAUGUUGCCGACCCCACCCAAGCUGCUCCCCAGCUUGCUCCAACGGAGUAA
This is a messenger RNA of Vanrija pseudolonga, 2649 nucleotides long. RefSeq lists its product as uncharacterized. The transcript has a single exon. Bases 1 to 2649 code for a protein of 882 amino acids. Lineage: Eukaryota; Fungi; Basidiomycota; Tremellomycetes; Trichosporonales; Trichosporonaceae. The record is from RefSeq and is a predicted model, not a curated record.